AUGUCAAAUUUGACGUUCCUCAACGACGCAUCUGUACUACACAAUCUACGAUCACGUUAUGCCGCUAUGCUUAUCUACGACUAUAAAAAGUGUUUACCAGAGAAAGCGAACGAGAAAUAUGAUAUAAAUAGGAAAAAAAAAAAAAAUAAGAAGAAAAAAACAUACUCGGUCUUUCUGUGUAGGGGAUCAUCCGUAACAAAAGGCUUCGAUCUACAGGAUUCUGUCGCCCAAAUGUUUAUGGGCAAACGAAGAACCGAAAUGCCACCGCAUUUAUUCGCCGUUUCUGACGAAGCCUACCGUAAUAUGCUGCAGAAUCACGAGAACCAAUCGAUGCUUAUCACUGGAGAGUCGGGAGCCGGAAAGACGGAAAACACCAAAAAGGUAAUUGCUUACUUUGCCGUUGUUGGUGCCUCUCAACAGGAGAAAUUUGCCAAGAAAGAAGAGACCACCGAGAAAAAAGUCACUCUUGAAGAUCAAAUCGUGCAGACAAAUCCCGUGCUUGAAGCCUUCGGUAACGCAAAGACGGUCCGUAACAACAACUCGUCACGAUUCGGAAAGUUUAUCCGAAUUCACUUCUCGAAACAGGGACGUGUGGCAUCUUGCGAUAUCGAACAUUAUCUUCUCGAGAAAUCGCGUGUGAUACGUCAAGCGCCCGGUGAGCGAUGUUACCAUAUCUUCUAUCAGCUGUUCUCUGGAUUUGUGCCCACACUGUUGAAGGAUUACUGGUUCGUCGCUCAGGCUGAGCUGAAAAUCGACGGUGUCAAUGAUAAGGAAGAGUUCCAACUGACCGAUGAAGCCUUCGACAUUUUGAAAUUCACACCUGUGGAGAAGAUGAACUGCUAUAAAUUGGUGGCCGCAAUGAUGCAUAUGGGUAACAUGAAGUUCAAGCAGCGUCCUCGUGAGGAACAAGCUGAAUGCGAUGGCACCGAUGGUGAGCAGGACUUUAUAAGAUAUCGUGGUCCUUUUAAAAAGAGGCGGAAAAAGCUGCUGCCUAUGUAUGGUAUUGAGCCGGAAGAUUUCAUCAAGGCUCUCACCAGACCUCGUGUGAAAGUUAACUGGGCAGUUGGCGCCAUGGCAAAAGGUCUCUAUUCGAGAAUUUUCCAUUGGUUGGUCAAGAAAUGUAAUCAGACCCUGGAUCAAAAGGGUAUUUCUCGUGACUACUUCAUCGGUGUGCUUGAUAUCGCCGGUUUCGAGAUCUUCGACUUCAACUCCUUCGAACAACUUUGGAUCAACUUUGUGAAUGAGAAACUGCAACAAUUUUUCAAUCAUCACAUGUUCGUUCUGGAACAGGAAGAACCACUGGGUAUUAUCUCGAUGUUGGACGAGGAAUGUAUCGUGCCGAAAGCCACUGAUCUGACGUUGGCGCAGAAAUUGACCGAACAACAUCUUGGCAAAGCAUCCAAAUUUCGAGAAACCCAAACCGCCAAAGGGCAAACAGCUAAAAACUCACUUCGCUAUCGUCCAUAUUACGCCGGUACCGUACGGUACAAUGUGACGAACUGGUUGGAGAAGAACAAGGAUCCUCUGAACGAUACCGUAGUACAAGUGAUGAAGAACUCGAAAAAGAAUGACCUUCUCGUCGAAGUCUGGCAGGACUAUCAGACAAUGGAGGAGGCCGGGCAAAAAGGUGCCACCGCCAUGUUGGCUCGUUUGGUCAAAGAGAAGAAGCUGGCUGAAGAACAUUUCCGCGUUGGUCUCACAAAGGUCUUCUUCAAGGCUGGUAUUCUUGCUCAUCUUGAAGACGUACGUGAUAUUCGUCUGGCUGAAUUGAUGACCGGACUUCAAGCUCAAAUCCGUUGGUACUAUCAAGUGAUCGAGAAGAAGCGUCGCAUUGCCAAGAUCGAAGCGAUGAAAGCCAUUCAGAGAAAUGUCCGCAACUGGGCCAUGCUUCGUACGUGGUCUUGGUUCAAGCUGUACGGCAAGGUGAAACCACUGAUUCAAUCGGGCAAAAUCGAGGAACAAUACGAGAAACUGCAAGAGACGGUGGCAAAUCUCAAGGAGACACUCGAGAAGGAAGAAGCAUUGAAGGCUCAGCUGACUGAAAACGCCGAGCGACUCAAGCGAGAGACGGCUGACUUGUUGGCACAGCUCGAGGCUACUCGUGGAACAAACACGAAGGUAGCGCUGGAAGCAAAAUUGGCUGAUGCCAAUGCUCGUCUGGAAGCCGAAGAAACCACGGCUGUUCAGCUGCAGAAGGAGAAGAAACAAGUAGAAGCGGAAUGUGCCGAGCUGAAAAAGCAAUGCCAGGAUAUCGAUUUGUCGCUGCGCAAGAGCGAAGCCGAAAAGCUGGCCAAGGAACACCAAAUCCGUUCGCUUCAAGAUGAAAUGCGUCAACAGGAUGAGGCCAUUUCUAAGCUGCACAAAGGAGCGCAAAAAUCAGGAGGAGACCAACAACUGAACGAGGACCUUCAAGCAGCCGAAGAUCAGAAUAUGGCGUCGAACAAGCUGAAAUCUAAGCUCAUGCAGACGUUGGAGGAAUCAGAGGCCACCCUGGAACGUGAAAAGCGAAAUCGCGCCGACAUGGAUAAGGCGAAGCGAAAGGCUGAAGGCGAUUUGAAAAUCGCUCAAGAAGAAAUGGAAGAGCUGUCAAAGGCGAAAAGUGAUGUGGAGAACGGUCUUCGUCGUAAGGAAACUGAACUACAUAAUCUGAGCAUGAAGCUCGAAGACGAGCAGGCAGGUGUCGCCAAACUGCAGAAGUCCAUCCAGCAGGACGAGGCCAAGAUGAAGGACCUCAACGAUCAGCUAGCCGACGAAAAGGUAUUCAUGGAUUUGAAGGCGCCCUCCCCGCCCCCAACGGGUUUGCAAAAAAGCAAAAAAUUCGGUGCUCGCGCCGAGCAACAGGCCGAAUACGAUGACCUCACCGAUCAACUGGACGAGCAGUCUCGCGCCACUGCGGCUCAGAUUGAGCUAGGAAAGAAGAAGGACAUGGAAGUGGCCAAACUUCGACGCGAUCUGGAAGAAGCCGGUCUGAAAUUCGGUGAGCAGUUGGCCACAUUGAAGAAGAAGGGUGCCGACGCUGUGCAGGAGCUGACCGACCAAGUUGAGCAGCUGCAAAAGCAGAAGAACCGUUCCGAGAAGGAAAAGGCACAGACGCAACGCGAAUUCGACGAGGCCUCCGCUGCCCUCGACCACGAGGCCAAGGCCCGUGCCGAACAGGAACGCAUCGCUAAACAGCAUGAGGUGCUCCUUCUGGAACUUCGUCUGAAAUCCGACGAACAGUCCCGUCAAUUGCAAGACUUUGUUUCGGCCAAGGGUCGUCUUUAUUCCGAAAACUCGGACUUGGCUCGUCAAGUUGAAGAGCUCGAGGGCAAAAUCCAGGCAGCAACACGUCUGAAGCUCCAGUUCUCCAACGAACUCGACCAGACCCGUCGUUUUGCCGAAGAGGAGGGCCGCGAGAGACAGAAUCUGAACAGCUUGUCCAAAAACCUUGCCCGUCAACUCGAGCAACUGCGCGAAGCCAUCGAAGACGAGGUGGCCGGCAAGGCUGAAUCGACCAGACAACUACAGAAAGCCCAAGUCGAAUUGGAUCAAUGGAGAACGAAGUUCGAAACCGAGGGACUCAUCGGAGCUGACGAAUUUGACGAGGUGAAGAAACGCCAGAAUGCCAAGACCACCGAGAUUCAGGACUCGCUGGAUGCCUGCAACGCCAAGAUCGUCGCACUGGAGAACGCCCGCAGUCGACUCACCGCCGAAGCUGACACCAACCGCCUUGAGGCCGAACAUCACGCUCAGGCAGUAGCAUCACUGGAGAAGAAGCAGAAAGCCUUUGACAAAGUCAUUGAUGAAUGGAAGAAGAAGGCUCGUGACCUUUCCGAUCAGCUCGGCGAAGGCGGCCGUGCCAUGCACGAGCUUUCAAAGAAAAUGCGUUGUUUCGAAAUGGAGAAAGAAGAACUCCAACGAGGACUUGAUGAAGCUGAGGCGGCUCUUGAAGCUGAGGAGAGCAAAUCGCUCCGUUGCCAGAUCGAAGUCUCCCAAAUCCGAGCGGAGAUUGAGAAACGUAUCGCUGAGAAGGAGGAGGAAUUCGAGAACUCGCGUAAGGUUCACCAGCAGACCAUCGACAGCAUUCAGGCUACCCUGGAAUCAGAGACGAAGUCGAAAGCCGAGUUGUUCCGUGUAAAGAAGAAGCUCGAGGCUGACAUCAACGAACUCGAAAUCGCUCUUGAUCAUGCGAAUCGCGCCAACGAAGAUGCUCAAAAGAACGUCAGAAGAUACAUGGACCAGACUCGUGAAUUGCAGCAGACCAUUGAUGAAGAGCAAAAGAGGCGUGAGGAAUUCAGGGAGCUGUUGUUGAGCUCAGAACGUAAACUUGCUGCUGCCAAGCAGGAACAGGAAGAACUGAUCGUCAAGCUGGAAGCUAUUGAACGCGCUCGCCGUGUGGUCGAACAGGCAGUGAAGGAACACCAAGAGCAGAACAACGAGCUCAACUCACAGAACUGUGGUCUCGCAGCCGCGAAGAGCCAACUCGACAACGAGAUUGCACUCCUCAAGAGCGACAUCGCUGAAGCUCAAAUGGAACUAGCGGCUUCUGAAGAACGCGGACGUCGCGCCGCCGCCGAUGCAGCCAAGAUGUCCGAGGAUCUCAGAGCAGAGCAGGAACACUCGCUCCAGGUUGAGCGUUACAAGAAGCAGCUUGAGAGUCAAGUGAAGGAUAUGCAAGAGCGUGCCGACAUCGCCGAAGCGGCGGUGAUGAAGGGCGGUGCCAAGGAGAUCAUGAAGGCUGAGGCUCGUCUGAAGGCGCUCCAAGGCGAUCUGGAGACCGAAGACACGCCGCGCGACGGAAGCGGCGAAAUCGCUUGCCCGAGCUGA
Molecule: messenger RNA, 4806 nt
Organism: Ostertagia ostertagi
Lineage: Eukaryota; Metazoa; Nematoda; Chromadorea; Rhabditida; Trichostrongylidae
Source: the annotation of a GenBank genome assembly